Molecule: messenger RNA, 3058 nt
Organism: Sinocyclocheilus anshuiensis
Lineage: Eukaryota; Metazoa; Chordata; Actinopteri; Cypriniformes; Cyprinidae
Gene: crot
Product: carnitine O-octanoyltransferase
Exons: 17
Coding region: 215-2053 (612 amino acids)
Cellular component (GO): peroxisome
Molecular function (GO): carnitine O-octanoyltransferase activity
Source: RefSeq, a predicted model, not a curated record
CAGCCAUGUUUGAUCGAGUCAUUGUUAUUGUUUUCAACUUCACAUUCAGUAAUUAGGGCAAAGGUAACGGGAGCGAUUCCCGUUCUGGCAUUGAAUGUACACUUCGAGGUUCUUCAGUAAAGUAUCAAGACUUUCACUCGUGCAGUUUAUAGCCGUUUCUGUUUCUGCAUUGCUACAGUCUCUUGUCUCACUGAGUUGAAUCAGUCCAGUAAUAAUGGAUAAUCAGGUGCUCGAGUCCACUGCGGAACGGACAUUUCAGUAUCAGAGCAGCCUGCCUGCUCUACCUGUGCCGGAUCUACACGACUCGCUCAACAAAUACCUGCAUGCAGUGAAACCUUUUGCAUCUGAGGAGGAGUUUCGAGCCACAGUGGCCAUUGUGAAACGCUUUGAGGAGGGCAUCGGACAACAGCUACAUCAAAAGCUUCUGAAGAGAGCCAAGAGCAGGCGCAACUGGCUUGAGGACUGGUGGCUGGACACAGCGUAUCUAGAGGUGCGCGUCCCCUCUCAGCUCAAUGUGAAUUUUGGAGGACCUACAGCCUACGUGGAGCACUGCUGGCCUGUACGUGAUGGCACACAGCUGGAGAGGACCAGCUUGAAUUUGUGGUUCACCCUCCAGUACUGGGAACUUAUCCGCACGGAGAGGCUGGUAGUUCAUAAAGCAGGAGCAAUGCCCUUUGACAUGGAUCAGUUCCGCAUGCUCUUCUGCACCUGCAAAGUGCCUGGCGUCAAUAAAGACACCAUCCUCAACUUCUUCAAAACAGAGAGCGAAGGACCCUGCCCUUCUCACAUGAUAGUGAUGUGUCGUGGGAGGGUCUUCACAUUUGAUGCUCUCUGUGAUGGCCGUAUCCUCACUCCCCCAGAGCUGUUGAGGCAGCUGACUUACAUUAAAGAAUGCUGUGAUGGAGAGCUGGAGGGGGAUGGAGUGAGCGCUCUCACCACUGAAGAAAGGACGCGCUGGGCAAAGGCUCGGGAAUAUCUGAUCUCCAUUGAUCCUGUGAAUAAGACCAUACUAGAGACCAUUCAGAGCUCUUUAUUUGUGCUCGCCCUGGACGAUGCCAAGCCCUAUUCCACCCCUGAAAACUGCACACAGUUGACCCACCUGGCAUUGACUGGUGACCCCACGAUCCGCUGGGGUGAUAAAUCUUACAAUCUGAUCUGCUUCUCUAAUGGGACCUUCGCUUCUAACUGUGAUCAUGCGCCAUAUGAUGCCAUGGUUUUGGUAUCUAAUGGAUAUUACGUAGAUCAAAAAUUGAGGGCCUGUGGUGGAGUGUGGAAGGGUUCAGAGGUUGUGCGUGAGAUGCCUGUCCCGGAGGAGCUGAUAUUCACUGUGGAUGAGCGGGUGAGGAGAGACAUAGCCCUGGCUAAAGAACAAUACACCAAAAGUUCUCAGGACCUGCAGAUUGUCAGCUAUGCCUUCAGCUCAUUUGGAAAAGCAGCCAUUAAGAAGAGAAAGCUUCACCCUGACACUUUUGUACAGCUGGCUCUGCAGUUAGCGUACUACAGGCUACACGGAAAAUCUGGUAGUUGUUAUGAGACCGCCACCACGCGGCGCUUCUUUCAUGGCCGUACAGAGACCAUGAGGCCCUGCACUGUGGAGGCCCAGCACUGGUGCAGAACCAUGUUGAACCCUACAGCCACUACUGAAGAGAAAAGACAAGCUUUAAAUGCAGCCUUCAGCAAGCAUAAUAAACUGAUGGCAGAGGCACAGGAUGGAAGAGGCUUUGACAGACACCUCCUGGGCUUAUACCUGAUUGCCAAGGAGGAGGGUCUUCCUGUGCCUGAACUCUACAUGGAUCCGCUCUAUACUAAGAGUGGAGGAGGGGGGAGUUUUGUGCUUUCCACUAGUCUGGUGGGCUACACCACUGUACUGGGAGCAGUUGCACCCAUGGUGCCACACGGAUAUGGGUUUUUCUACCGCAUUCGUGAUGACAGAAUUGUUGCGUCCUGCACCGCUUGGAAGUCCAACCCAGAGACAGAUGCAGAAACCCUGUUUCAGAACCUCUGCACCUCUUUACAUGACAUCAUGCACGUCACUACCCAGUCCCAGCUGUGAAGCAGAGCAUUCUGGGAAGUAACCUCACUGCUUUAGAUAUGCCAUAGGACAGGAGCAAAAGGGCUGCUGUCUCAGACAUGACCUUGCCUUUAGACAGAUCUACCAUGCUGUGAAUUUAAAACGGUUCAUAUGCUCUCUUGUUCGGUCGUAUCCAGAAUAUAUACAUUAGAUAAGAGUCGAAUUGUGAAGAAAUGUGACAUUUGUUUGAGAAAUGACCAGACAUUUUCAGAAAGAAUCUGGAUUUAGUACAGCAGGUGCUUUAAACUCUCACGUGCCUUCAGUUAAUCAUCUGAAUCACUUCAAUCAGGAAAUCCUCCUCUGAGGGGCUGCAUGAUUUUUAACCUACAGUUUUUGCUACAUUAGCAGUAUUGCUUCCUGUUAACUGUAGACCUGUGAAACUGUAUAAUGUCACAGGAUGCUCAUGCAUCAUAAGUCCACUAGAGCGAGACAUUAAACAAUGUGAUUUUAGAUGAACUUCAUCAAGUGUGGAAGUUCAUCUUGACCUGUUCACUUCUUGCACACAUACACAAUAGAUAUACUGUUAAUGCACAAAUCAAUGCAACAGUGCAAGUAUAAUGCAGAAAGAUAAUUCCUCUUUAUUUUCUUAAUUUGAAAAUGUUCUACUAUCAUGUGGCUUUUUCCAACUUUAAGGCUUAUUGCACUAGAAUCAUUUUGAACCAAUAGGAUAUAAAUGAAUGUUUUUAUAUUGUAGAUGUACAUGCUUAUGUAAAAACAUUUUACUGUUUGUUAACAAAUGUAGGUUUAAUUUGCACUGCUUUCCUAGAUAUUGGGAAACACUGAAUAAAUGUUCCUGAAAUUUCAAUUGGUUCAGAUAUUACAGGCUGCUUCCUUCAUCAUAGGACCUUAAAUCUUUUCCAGCUGUUAUUUUGAAUUGCAAAUUUGGUCAUGCAUGCAUGUAGAUUUGAAUGUGAAUUGCCCACAAAUUGACCAAGAACACAAGUUUGCUUGUCGCCAUUACCUGUAAAAGAAAUUGUAAACAUUGCC